AUGAUCAUUCCAAUCCGCUGCUUCACCUGCGGCAAACCCAUUGCCCACCUCUUCGAAACCUACGUCAACCUCAUCUCCACCGAAGUCCCCGACCCCGAAGCCAGCGCCAUAACGGGCGAACCCGAAACGAAGAUGAUGGAUGAUGGCGAUGCUAUGGAUAUCAUUGGCCUAACACGAUAUUGUUGUAGAAGAAUGAUGCUGACGCAUGUCGACUUGGUCCAGAAGUUUCUAGGGUAUAAGACAGCGGAUGCGCAUAAGAUCAUGGAGGAUAUAAAAAAAGAAAUGAGCACACAAGGGACUAAGUACUGA
Messenger RNA from Fulvia fulva, 309 nucleotides. RefSeq names its product DNA-directed RNA polymerase subunit N. Gene Ontology annotation, molecular function: DNA-directed RNA polymerase activity; DNA binding; zinc ion binding. Bases 1 to 309 code for a protein of 102 amino acids. Lineage: Eukaryota; Fungi; Ascomycota; Dothideomycetes; Mycosphaerellales; Mycosphaerellaceae. Gene Ontology annotation, biological process: tRNA transcription by RNA polymerase III; transcription by RNA polymerase I; transcription by RNA polymerase II. The transcript has 2 exons. Gene Ontology annotation, cellular component: RNA polymerase I complex; RNA polymerase III complex; RNA polymerase II, core complex. The record is from RefSeq and is a predicted model, not a curated record.